CUAACGGGCCGGGGCUGCGGCGGGGACAGAGCAGCUGGGACCCCGCUCUCGGCUCCCGGCGCCAUGUGAGGGGCUUGGGGUACCGCGGGGGGCCCGGUGCUCCCCGGGGAAGAUGAAGAAAGCAAGGCUCUGCGCAGUCCCAUGGCUUUCCCGAGGCCCCUCAGCCAGAGUGACCUCUCCUCCCUCUCCCCCGGGCCACCUGCAGGACACUGGCCCCUGCCCAAGAGCAGAUGCCGGAAAGAGAUGAGUAGCAACAAAGAGCAGCGGUCAGCACUGUUUGUGGUUCUCUUUGCCCUGGUCACCAUCCUCAUCCUAUACAGCUCUAACAGUGCCAACGAGGUCUUCCAUCACGGCUCCCUGAGCGGCCGCCCCCACCGGCCUGUCAACCUCAAGAAAUGGCGCCUCAGCGAUGGCUACGUCCCCAUUCUUGGCAAUAAGACGCUGCCCUCACGGUGCCACCAGUGUGUGAUUGUCACCAGUUCCAGCCAUCUCCUGGGAACCAAGCUGGGCUCUGAGAUUGAGCGGGCCGAGUGCACCAUUCGCAUGAACGAUGCGCCCACCACAGGCUACUCGGUCGACGUGGGCAACAAGACCACCUUCCGCGUGGUGGCCCACUCCAGCAUCUUCCGUGUGCUGCGGAGGCCCCAGGAGUUUGUCAACCGGACCCCCGAAACCGUGUUCAUCUUCUGGGGCCCUCCCAACAAAAUGCAGAAGCCACAGGGCAGCCUGGUGCGGGUCAUCCAGCGGGCAGGCCUAGUGUUUCCUCACAUGGAGGCCUACACUGUCUCUCCCGGCCGCAUGCGCCAGUUUGACGACCUCUUCAGGGGUGAGACAGGCAAGGACAGGGAAAAGUCCCAUUCGUGGCUGAGCACGGGCUGGUUCACCAUGGUGAUCGCGGUGGAGUUGUGUGACCACGUGCAUGUCUAUGGCAUGGUACCCCCCGAGUACUGCAGCCAGCGGCCCCGCCUGCAGCGCAUGCCCUACCACUACUAUGAGCCCAAGGGGCCCGACGAGUGUGUCACCUACGUCCAGAACGAGCACGGCCGGAAGGGCAACCACCACCGCUUCAUCACCGAGAAGAGGGUCUUCUCGUCCUGGGCCCAGCUCUACGGCAUCACCUUCUCCCACCCGUCCUGGACCUAGACCGCGUGCCAGUGGGGUCGCCCCACCUGGGCCCAAGGAGAAGCCUCUCUCCUCCCCACCCUGCCCUGCCACCCACAAGCCUUGUGCGGGCCUAUCAAAGCUGGCCUGAGUGUCCUCUGGCUAAUUGGCCUUGGAGAGAGGCCAGCCUUCAGCCCAGUGGCACCUAGAGGGAGUCUCUCCUGGCCCAUCAGGGAUGUGGUUCUUCUGGGGUGCCGGGGUUACUUCUUGUUCAGUCAGGGUCUGAGUAUAGUCAAUCAGGGUAUUUCUGAGUAAUCUAAGGCUAAAGACUUGACUUUUUCCAUGAGGCCUUGAGUUCAGAGCUUUGUAGCGGAUCUUCAGAUCACUUCCUAUUAGUUGGGACAGUGGUGGGUCCUAUCUCCAGGAUCUGGGAACUCAGUGUCCCACAGGGACCUACCUAGAGGCCUGGUUGUGGGGAGGAGGCUCAAGAGGUGGGUGAUAGGAACCUGG
This is a messenger RNA of Suncus etruscus (white-toothed pygmy shrew), 1611 nucleotides long. RefSeq names its product ST6 N-acetylgalactosaminide alpha-2,6-sialyltransferase 6 (gene ST6GALNAC6). Gene Ontology annotation, biological process: oligosaccharide metabolic process; ganglioside biosynthetic process. The record is from RefSeq and is a predicted model, not a curated record. Gene Ontology annotation, molecular function: alpha-N-acetylgalactosaminide alpha-2,6-sialyltransferase activity. Lineage: Eukaryota; Metazoa; Chordata; Mammalia; Eulipotyphla; Soricidae. The coding region runs from base 142 to 1143 and encodes 333 amino acids. The transcript is spliced from 7 exons.